Molecule: messenger RNA, 1538 nt
Organism: Crotalus tigris (Tiger rattlesnake)
Lineage: Eukaryota; Metazoa; Chordata; Lepidosauria; Squamata; Viperidae
Gene: QTRT1
Product: queuine tRNA-ribosyltransferase catalytic subunit 1
Exons: 10
Coding region: 46-1233 (395 amino acids)
Cellular component (GO): cytosol
Molecular function (GO): tRNA-guanosine(34) queuine transglycosylase activity
Source: RefSeq, a predicted model, not a curated record
GGCAGUGGCGUCAUAUGAAGUCUGGCUGCAAAUCUCGUUAUUGCUAUGGCGGCAACUUCUGCUGCGCUCUCCCUGCGCGUGGUGGCCGAAUGCGGGCAGACUAGGGCUCGUGCUUGUGAGUUGCGACUGCCUCAUGGUCUCGUUGAUUGCCCAGUCUUCAUGCCCGUCGGCACGCAGGGAACCAUGAAAGGGCUUACCGCCCUGCAGCUAGAUGCGCUGGGAUGCCGCCUGUGCUUAGGCAACACCUACCAUCUGGGCAUGCGACCUGGACUAGAGCUUAUCAAAAAAGCCAAUGGACUCCAUAGCUUUAUGAACUGGCCAAGAAACUUACUCACGGAUAGUGGUGGUUUUCAGAUGGUAUCUCUGGUGGAGUUCUCCAAGGUGACAGAGGAGGGAGUACAUUUCUGUUCUCCUUAUGAUGGCAAGCAGAUUCUGCUAACACCAGAAAAAUCCAUUGAAAUACAGAAUGCUCUUGGCUCUGACAUUAUAAUGCAAUUAGAUGAUGUGAUCAGCAGCACUCUCAGUGGACCCCGUGUGGAGGAUGCCAUGUUAAGGUCUAUUCGCUGGUUGGACAGAUGUAUUGCAGCACACAGCAAACCUAACCAGCAGAAUUUAUUUGCUAUUAUUCAGGGUGGGCUGGAUCCUAUCCUUCGAAACAAAUGUCUGGAAGAGAUGACUAAACGAGAUGUGCCAGGCUUUGCUAUUGGAGGUCUGAGUGGUGGUGAGGCCAAAGAUCACUUCUGGAGGAUAGUAGCCCUCAGCACAAAACAUCUCCCAAAGAACAAGCCUCGCUACCUUAUGGGAGUUGGUUAUGCUACUGAUCUGGUAGUGUGUGUAGCCCUCGGCUGUGACAUGUUUGACUGUGUCUACCCAACAAGGACAGCACGCUUUGGUUCAGCUUUGGUCCCUUGGGGCUCCCUACAGCUGAAGAACAAACAAUAUGCCAAGGAUUUCCGGCCCAUUGAUGAAAACUGUGCCUGCCCUACCUGCCAGAGAUAUAGUCGAGCUUUCUUGAAUGCUCUCUAUCCUAUUGAUUCAGCUGCCAAGCAUCACAUUACCAUCCAUAAUAUUGCGUACCAGAUGAACCUGAUGCAUUUGAUCCGCGAGAAUAUAACUAAGCAAAAGUUUCCACAAUUUGUUCAGAAUUUCAUGAAGACUAUGUAUGGGAACUCCAGCAGCUAUCCCCAAUGGGCUGUGGAGGCUCUGGCCUCAGUUGGAAUUAAUCUGGAGUAAGAGACAUCAAGAAACACUCUGGAUCCUAGACUUUCCUUGGGUUUGAUUGCCCUUUCAUGACUGACUUAGCCUUGCUUUCCAGAACAAUUACUUGGGUGGUGAUAAAACCUGAAGACUUCUUUCCUUUCAAGGAGUGGUGGAGAAAAAUUUAGUUUCUUGUCUGCUAAUCUAUCACAAUGGUCUUAUCACAGUGAUUGGAGUUUAAAUUGAAGAUGUCUAGAAGUUCUCUUUUAUAGUUCUUGCUAUUUUAAACAUUAAAUUUUCUAAUAUUAAUUUAUCUUGAUUAAAUGGUUUGUUUAAAUGUG